AAUCUUAACCCCAGCGGUUGCUUAGUCCCGGUUAAGGUUCGGCGUCGUACAAGUCGUCUUUCUAUCGCUGCCAAGGUCAACCAAAUGUCGUUCGAAUUGGAUGUUGGUCCUCCGAGCACCGAGGUGCUAGAAGUUGCCCGCCAGGAACUCCGGGAAACUCCGGAGGUUAGGGCGGCUGCGAUUUUGGAACUAAGGAAGCUGCUUCAAGCGGCCACGGAUUUGAGCUUCCCCGAUGACGAUGACUUCUUGGUGGCAUUUUUGCGACCCAGCCACUUUUACGUGGACAGUGCGCUCAUGUUGAUGAGGAAUCUGGCGGAGUUUUUGAAGACCCACAGCGAUAUCAAGAACGUGCUGCCGGUGGAUCUGAAGGAUGAGAUUUGCAACUACAACUUGGUGACGGUGCUGACCAAUCGGGACCAGCGAGGUCGUCGAAUGGUUGUGGUGCACAUGGGCGAGAUCUGGGACCCGAAAGCGGUCAGUGAGGACAAGAUCUUUGCCAUUCUGUACACCAUCCAUAAGCUGGCCGUAAUGGAGCAGACCACGCAGAUCAACGGUGCCGUUGUGCUGUACGACUUUGAGGGGCUGGGCAUGAAACAGGUCAAGGGAAUGUCCCCGGGAGGUACGAAGCGACUGUUGUCCUUCAUCCAGGAAGCGGCUCCGCUGCGAAUCAAGGGAGUUCACUUUGUCAAGGAACCGAUGCUGUUCAACAUGGUGUGGGCCCUGAUGAAGCCGUUUGUGAAUGAUAAGCUCAAGAAGAGGAUGUACUUCCACGGCAGUGACAUGAAGAAGCUGCAUGCCCACGUGAACGCAGACUGCUUGCCGGCAAACUACGGCGGAACUCUACCCGCGUUGAACUACGGCUCCAAGGAUUGGUACCCUACGAUGGAAAAGCACAGUGACUUCAUCAAGAAGUUCAACUCGGCCGGUUUCAAAUAAGAGCGUGCGCUCCUUUACGUACAAAUAGACUGAAAUAAAUUGUGUGUUUGACAAAACUAUUAAAAACUGCCAACCUCGAGCAAACA
Messenger RNA from Culex quinquefasciatus (southern house mosquito), 1022 nucleotides. Its product is annotated as alpha-tocopherol transfer protein-like. The transcript has 3 exons. The coding region runs from base 85 to 936 and encodes 283 amino acids. The record is from RefSeq and is a predicted model, not a curated record. Gene Ontology annotation, molecular function: phosphatidylinositol bisphosphate binding. Gene Ontology annotation, cellular component: membrane. NCBI's taxonomy places the organism in Eukaryota, Metazoa, Arthropoda, Insecta, Diptera, Culicidae.